AUGCCCGGCGCCCAGACGCGCAACGGCCCGGUCAGUGCCCCUCUGCGUCCCCGUCCCACAGUCGCUCAGGGCGGCGGCCGCCAGCUCGGCUCGGCCCAGGACCCCUGCCGCCUGGGACCCCCGUCCAGCCCCGGGACCUCCGUCCGGCAACCUCGUCCGGCUCGCGGACCUCAGUCCUCUCGGGGACCCCCGCCCGGCCUGGGACCCCUGUCCGGCGUAGAACCUCGCCCGGCUCCGGGACCCCUGCCUCCCGAGGACCCCCCCCCGCCCGGCUGGGACCCCUGCCGCCUGGGACCCCGUCCGGCCCCGGGACCUCCGCCCGGCCGUGGGACCCUCUCCCAGCCCCGGAACCCAUGUCCGCCGGGGACCCCCGCCCGGCCCGGCCCCGCCGCCCGCCGCCUCACCUCAGGCCGCCUCCCGGGCAGCACUCACUCCUUGCCGGAGGUGCCCUGGCCGAGCGAGACGGAGCCGAGCAGCCCGCAGAGCCGGAGUGGCCGCAACAAUGGAGCCCCGGGGCGGGGCCGCCUCGCAGCCGUCUCAGCCCGUCUCGCGCUCAGGGUCCGGCUCCGUCUCCCGCUCCGCGAGGAGCAGCUGCCGGCGAGAGGUUGCAACUGGGCUCAGGCAACGCGCAGGCGCACUCGCCCCACCCGCGCCCCUCCGCCCCGCCCCCGGCGGCGCCCGGCGCUCGGGGCCCGCCCCCCAACCAAUGGAGAGGGAGCUGAGCGCAGAGGGCGGGGCCUGUAG
Molecule: messenger RNA, 744 nt
Organism: Lagenorhynchus albirostris (white-beaked dolphin)
Lineage: Eukaryota; Metazoa; Chordata; Mammalia; Artiodactyla; Delphinidae
Product: basic salivary proline-rich protein 3-like
Exons: 2
Coding region: 1-744 (247 amino acids)
Source: RefSeq, a predicted model, not a curated record